AUGAUUCACUGGACUCGCCAAAUCAAGGAAGUGCUGAGGGCCCAAGAGGCUGUGGAGAGCAGAGAGAGUGCAGGCCCAUUGGAAGAGAUUGAGUUCUGGAGGAACCGCUGCAUGGACCUCUCUGAAAUCAGCAAGCAGCUUUGCCAGGAAGGGGUCAAGCACAUAGAGUCCAUCUUGUGUCUGUCCAAGUCCUCCUAUGUGGCCCCAUUCCAGCGACUUGCCAAACAAAUACAGGAUGGGUCAGAGCAGGCCCAGUCCAACCUCCAGUUCCUAUCCAUACUGAAGGAGCCGUUCCAAGAACUUGCUACACUGAGACCCAAAGAUAUCCCUGAGAAGCUGCCUCACCUCAUCAGUCUUGUCCGUAUUGUGUGGGUCAACUCUCCCUACUAUAACAGCAGGGAAAGAAUCACGGCUCUUUUUCGAAAGAUGAGCAACAAAAUUAUCCAGAUGUGUUGCAAAGACAUCUCCCUGGACCGGCUGUUUGAGGGUUAUGUCAACUCUUCCCGGCAGACUCUCCAUGGCUGCAUCUCCUGCAUGUCAUCUUGGAAAGAGAGCUACCAGCAUGCAGCCUACAUGCACAACAA
Molecule: messenger RNA, 584 nt
Organism: Sceloporus undulatus (fence lizard)
Lineage: Eukaryota; Metazoa; Chordata; Lepidosauria; Squamata; Phrynosomatidae
Product: dynein axonemal heavy chain 2-like
Exons: 3
Source: RefSeq, a predicted model, not a curated record